AUGCGCUUCCACCUCCCCCUCGUCUGUCCUACUUCUUCCUGCCGGGACGGAAGCACGUCGGUGUGGUGCCGAAGCAGCGAUCAAGAGCGGCACGGCCGAACAGUCCUGGGUGAACGCGACAACAGGCUCGCGGAAAGUGGUUCAGAACCUGCUCAGGCCGACAUUGUCCUGGCCGAGCAUGUGACGGAAGAAGAGAGAAGUCCAAUUUUACCCGACCGGAAAAUCGGAUCCUUUUCCUCGGCUGGACCGUCGCGUGUUCUGAGACCAACAAACAAAUCAUCCCAGAGUCUGACACAAAGGUCCGCCCUCGCCGACAAUGGACGCAGGCAGAAUCCUUGCAAAACAUGUUGCUCGGACGACAUCGAUCUUGCACCAGUUUGCAUGACAAUGAGGAAGCGCAGAAUGUGGGAUGCCGGGUUUGCAUUCGUCGGAUGCAGCGUCGAUCGCGAUGGAGGACAAAGGGCAGAGCGAGACAAGAUGACACUUUCCAGUUGA
Messenger RNA from Pseudozyma hubeiensis SY62, 495 nucleotides. Its product is annotated as serine/threonine-protein kinase ssp1. The record is from RefSeq and is a predicted model, not a curated record. Bases 1 to 495 code for a protein of 164 amino acids. NCBI's taxonomy places the organism in Eukaryota, Fungi, Basidiomycota, Ustilaginomycetes, Ustilaginales, Ustilaginaceae. The transcript has a single exon.